Naegleria lovaniensis is the source of this 1362-nucleotide messenger RNA. RefSeq lists its product as uncharacterized. Gene Ontology annotation, biological process: histidyl-tRNA aminoacylation. The record is from RefSeq and is a predicted model, not a curated record. The transcript has 2 exons. Gene Ontology annotation, molecular function: histidine-tRNA ligase activity. Bases 1 to 1362 code for a protein of 453 amino acids. Gene Ontology annotation, cellular component: cytoplasm. Lineage: Eukaryota; Heterolobosea; Eutetramitea; Acrasida; Naegleriidae.
AUGUCAACACCAAUCAAGUUAGAUCCACCUACAGGAACCAGAGAUUUCUUCCCUCCUGAUGCUCGAAAGAGAGACUACAUUAUCCAGAAAUGGGAUGAAGCUUGUCAAGUCUAUGCUUAUGAACCUUACGAUUCCAGUGUCAUUGAAUCAACUCGAUUGUGGACAGAGAAGGAUCCAGAAAUGAUCAAGCAACAAUAUGCCUUUGAAACACCAGAUGGUGAACAAGUUUCAUUGAGACCAGAAAUGACUCCAACAUUGGCACGUUUGAUCAUGUCCCAAUUGAAAAUUCUCAGAAUGCCUUUGAAAUGGUAUUCCAAACCAGUGUGUUAUCGUUAUGAACAAACUCAGAGAGGAAGAAAGAGAGAAUUCUAUCAAUUGAACUGUGACGUUUGGGGAUCAAAGGAUAUUCUCGUCGAGGCUGAUAUUUUCAGUAUGAUUGUGUACAUGUUUAAAUCCUUUGGAUUGAAUUCGAAUCAAGUCACUUUGAAAUUCAGUUCAAGAAAAUUAAUAGAUGAGUUCUUGACACGAGAAUUGAAAUUGAAUUUGAGUGAGGAUGAAUUUUUAAAGACAUGUUCAGUGAUGGAUCAUGUGGACAAGUUGUCUAUGGAGGAUUUGUUGCAAAAAUUGAACAAGGAUGUUCCUUCCAUCCCAGAAAGUAUUGGUUUGGACAUGAUCAAGAAAUUAUCUUUUAGAAAGGGAAUUUCACAACGUUUGUCACCACAAGAAUCAUUGAAACUGUUCAAAGAGGGACUUUCUAGUGAUGAAUUUAAAUCAUCCGAGGCCAUCAAAGAAAUUGAAACCUUAUUGGAGUUGUGUGGCCCAAAUGGUUUUGAUAUUUUGGAAUGGUUAGAUUUCGACACUGGAAUUAUUCGAGGUCUUUCAUACUAUACUGGAAUUGUGUUUGAAGGAUUUGCAUGUUUUGGAGAUGUUAAGAGAGCUAUUUGUGGAGGCGGACGUUAUGAUGAAAUUCUCUCUACUUACGGUUCCAAUGAGAAUGUACCAGCAUGUGGAUUUGGUAUGGGCGAUGUCGUGAUUGGAGAAAUUUUGGGUGACUUUGGACUAUUACCUGAUUUUUCAAUGAAUCCCGUGGAUGAUAUUGUCAUUCCAUUCAAUGAAAAGUAUAGACAUGUUGCAAUUAAGGUCACACAAGUCCUCAGAGAAAAAGGAAGAAGAGUAGAAAUGUAUCUCAAAAAAGUGAAAAAACUCACUGUUGCUUUGGAUUAUGCAAACAAGUUGGGAGCCACUCGUGCCAUCAAUAUUUUCCCUGAUGAAUGGGACAAGGAAAAGAAGGUUCAAAUUAAGCUCCUUAGAGAGGAGAAUGCCGAAUCCAAAAUUACUUUUGUAACCUUGGAUGAAUUGUAA